Molecule: messenger RNA, 1532 nt
Organism: Entrophospora candida
Lineage: Eukaryota; Fungi; Glomeromycota; Glomeromycetes; Entrophosporales; Entrophosporaceae
Source: the annotation of a GenBank genome assembly
CAGACUCUGACUACAAUUAUUUGUCAGACAAAAUGGAAGAAAAUUCAGAAAAAGAAUGUCUUUAUGCUUUGGAAAAUGUUCAACCUGAAGGAUGGAUUAUCCAGCAAGAAUAUCCCCAUUGCUAUAGAUAUUUCCAUAACUUAUCUGAGUUUGAAAGAUGGCAUGAAUCAAUACCUGAAGAUUGGCAUACAUUCCAUGAAAUUAUUCAGACUGGGCAAUCACAAAAAAUCAAGAUUGAUGUGGAUGGCGAAUUAGAAAAAUUUGCAUCAUAUCCCAAUCCUUUAGACAGAAUAGAAAUAUCUCUUGGACAGAAAUCGUUUGAUGGUUUCAUAGCUAAUGCAUAUCUUCAUUCAUGGCAGAAGUCAACUGAGGUUACAUGUAAAAAAGAUGAGAUUUAUUUGUACAUUAAAAAUGCUCUCCAAAUUGCUAUAAAAGAAAUAACUGGAUUAAUUCUUUCAAAAGAUGAUCUUCUUGUAGCCAAUUCCUCAAAUGAGUCUAAGUGGAAAAGAAUGCAUCCUUUUAUUGAUGAAAAAGUAAAUAAAGAUCUCCAUUGCUUUCAACUAGCAGGAAGUCAUAAAGCCAAAGACUCUUCACGCAUUAAACGCAUAUGUUCAAAUCGUACUUGGAGAGAGUUGCUUAUCACUCAUAUUGAGAAAGAUUCCAUAGAACUCUGGCCAUAUGAAUGGGAAGAAGAAGAUAAAAAGCUGAAAAAUGAGUCUGUCUCACGUGAGGAGAGUGAUACUGCAAUAAAAAUAGUAGAAGAACAAUUUUCUUUUCUGUCUUAUCAAAAUUCUAAUAAUGGCUUUGAUACUUUUGAUAGAAUUCUGCCUACAACAUGUUCGAUCUGUGAAAAAGAGCACACAAGAGAAGGUGAAUCUGGUAUCAAAGUUGUUAGGGCAAACUAUGAUAACAGGGCCAGCAAGGUUAAGAAAAAAGUUAUUCCACAUUUAGAUAGAUUAAGAUCUUGGCUUCAGCAUAUAUCACAAUCUCAUUCACAAAAUAACUUUACUGCUAUUGGAAAAAACAUCGAAAUAUAUAAUGCUAAAACAAUGCAUAGCUAUAAUUUACAAGCUAAACUUACAAGCGGACAUUGUGGUGUUGGCAAAUCAAAUAAGACAGCAGAGGAAAUAAAAAUGCUAUGUCAUUCUGAUGGUUCUUCCAUUUCAAUUCUCAUUAUUUCUGGCCGGCGUAGUCUAGCCCAUGGUCAAAAAGUUCUUUUCAAAGGGUUUAAGUCUUAUCUUGAGCUGGAUAUGAAAAAGCUUAAUCCUAAAGAUACUCCAAAACUCAUUAUCAGUCCCAAAAGCAUUCACAAACUUGGAGCAACUGGCUAUGAUAUAAUUAUACUAGACGAGUUUGAAACUAUUACUCAGAAUUUUAGUGGACCUACUAUGAAAAAACCAAAGCUGAGCCACAAUGUAUAUAAAUCCUUGCUCCAAUCUGCAUUAUUGAUAUUGGCUUUAGAUGCUACAUUAGAUUCAGACUCACUUGUACAUUUACAAAACAUUUCGAAAAUAGAUGCUGAAAAUUCAACC